GGCGUAAUCGCUGUGCCGGACGGAAGUGACGUCGCUGCGAGCCCCGGCGUGCGGCCCCGGGGAGCGCGGAGGGAGCGGGCCCGGGCGCGGGCCCGGGAUGGACCCGGCGGCCGAGCACCGGCAGCAGCUCCGCAGCCUGCGGGACUUCCUGCUGGUCUACAACCGUAUGACCGAGCUCUGCUUCCGCCACUGCGUCUGCAACCUCAACUACCGGCUGCUGACGGGCCGCGAGGAGUCGUGCCUGGAGAGCUGCGCCGCGAGGCUGGUCCGCGCCAACCACCGCCUGAUGGGCGCCUACGUGGGGCUGAUGCCGGCGCUGCUGCAGCGCCGCGCAGCCGAGCACGAGGCAGCGGCGGCGCCGGCCGGACCCCCGGCCUCCCCCGAGCCGGCCCCGGGCCCCGCGGGCUCCUCGCCAGACGCUCCCGGUACCGGCACGUAGCAGCACCUGGCCACAGCUGUCCGGCACCGCCCCUGCCCUGCACCGGCAGGAGCAGCUGCAUCCUUGCUGCACUGGAGCUCCAGGCUGGAGCAGCACCUGCACGGGCCCCGGGAGCCCCGAGCCCUGGCUGGGCUGUGCAGGGCACCGGGGAGGGGGGGCACUGGAGUGGGGGAAAGCCCCCCCAGCCCUCGUGGUUGUGGAUUUAUGGGAAGUGCGUUGUUAGUCCCAAUAAAACAUCUUUACAGUAA
This is a messenger RNA of Poecile atricapillus (Black-capped chickadee), 687 nucleotides long. It is a transcript of the gene TIMM10B, whose product is annotated as translocase of inner mitochondrial membrane 10B. The coding region runs from base 98 to 439 and encodes 113 amino acids. Gene Ontology annotation, cellular component: mitochondrial intermembrane space chaperone complex. The transcript has 3 exons. NCBI's taxonomy places the organism in Eukaryota, Metazoa, Chordata, Aves, Passeriformes, Paridae. The record is from RefSeq and is a predicted model, not a curated record.